CUGAAAAUGAACCAAAAGAGCCUUUUUGUGGUCACUGGAAGAAUCCUUAUUUUCUUUGGGAUUCUAAGCUUCAUAUCUGGAAUUAUUGCCUUCUUCCCUGUUUUUUCCUAUAAACCGUGGUUUCUUGGAUGGAGUGUUCGCAUUGCUUCUCCCAUCUGGAGUGGAGCAUUGGCAGUUAUUGCAGGUGUACUUGUUGCUCUGGCUGAAAAACAAUGGACUCAGAGAUACCUGUGGGAAGCCAGUUUCACCUUCUGCAUUUUGAAUAUCAUCAGCUCUCCUAUUCAAGGUGCUAUUGCUGUUGCGUCCCUCCUUCUCGGACCUUACUGCUACUACUCCUUUGCUGGGAUUUCGGGUACAAACUACCUUGGCUAUGCAGUCCUUUCCCCGUUUCCUUACAGCAAGUUUGCUUCGGUGUGCAAGGACCCAUCGCAGUAUGAGUGGUACCAUCUGGCACUGCAGAUACUAGACUCUUGCUCAGGUCUUGCCAUGCUCUGUGCAUCCCUGGCUACGGUGGUCAAACUCACGGCAAGACUGUUCCAGUUUGGACACUUAAAUGUGAGUAUUAAUCAUUGUCAGGAAAGUAAUGAUUAA
Messenger RNA from Rhineura floridana, 591 nucleotides. It is a transcript of the gene TMEM212, whose product is annotated as transmembrane protein 212. Bases 7 to 591 code for a protein of 194 amino acids. The record is from RefSeq and is a predicted model, not a curated record. NCBI's taxonomy places the organism in Eukaryota, Metazoa, Chordata, Lepidosauria, Squamata, Rhineuridae. The transcript is spliced from 3 exons.